Molecule: messenger RNA, 1169 nt
Organism: Drosophila sechellia
Lineage: Eukaryota; Metazoa; Arthropoda; Insecta; Diptera; Drosophilidae
Product: zinc finger BED domain-containing protein 1-like
Exons: 2
Coding region: 376-1002 (208 amino acids)
Molecular function (GO): DNA binding
Source: RefSeq, a predicted model, not a curated record
GUCGUUCGUGAACGAACGAACUAAAUUGAACUAUUCACCAAACUGAACGAACGAACUAGGUCUGCCUUUAUAGUUCAAUAUAGUUCGAUAGUUCAAUUUAGUUCACUUAGUUCAAUAUAGUUCACUUAGUUCACGUCGUUCAUUUUGAUCUCUUACCCUGAUCGUUCGUUCGUUGUUCACUUAGUUCGAUAGGUCGGUCUGAGUUCACUUAGUUCGAUAGGUCGGUCUGAGUUCACUUAGUUCGAUAGGUCGGUCUGAGUUCACUUAGUUCGAUAGGUUGGUCUUAGUUCAUUUAGUUCGAAAGUUCGCUUAUCGAAUAAGCUGAUUAAUUUUCGCAUACAUUUAAAACUACGGCUUACAAGUUUGUGCGUAUCUAUGGCUUCAAAACGAAAGCAUAGCAAAGUUUGGAAUUUCUUUGAUUCAGUGGAUGAGAAGAGUGCUAAAUGCAAAUACUGCAAAACUGUGCUUAGUGUGGCUGGUGGAUCGCAAGGAAACUUAUCGCGUCACCUUAAAAAUAAGCACCCAGCAGCUUUGGAGGAAACAAAGCGCCAAACCAAUGAAAGCCGACAGGAAGCAAAUACUCCUCAGAUAAUUGGACCCCAACAGCAAGUAAUAACUUCGUUCAUUCAACGACCACCGGCUGCCGGGAAAGCUGAGAAAAUUGAUAGGCAACUAGUUCGUAUGAUUGCAAAAGGUCAUCAUGCAUUGCGAAUUGUAGAAGAGCCUGAUUUCAAGCAGCUCAUAGAUGAUGUGUCUAAUUGCCCCGGAUACAAGAUGCCCACUCGAAAAACGCUGUCCAACGUGCUUCUUCCAAAGCUUCGGGACGAAAUUGUUGGUAACGUCAAAGAAAAAAUGGAGCUGGCAUCUGCAGUUUGUUUGACAACGGAUUGUUGGACCUCUCUUGCAAAUGAAAGUUAUAUUGCUGUUACAGCUCAUUUUAUUGAGAGUGAGGCAACUGUUAUGAGCUCACAUAUGAUUGCUCGCAUGCAAUUGAAUAAAUAAUAUUAAUUUUCAAUGACAGCAUUGUAUGAAAUAAAUUCAUAACAUUUUUUUUUUUUGAAGCACCUUUAAGCAAGUUUAAAAAAUGAACGAUUGAACUAAAUGAACGACCUAGUUCAUUGAUUUUAAACGAACGAACGAACUUAUUCCUCAAAUUGAACUAGGAUUAC